This is a messenger RNA of Paraglomus occultum, 597 nucleotides long. The record is from the annotation of a GenBank genome assembly. Lineage: Eukaryota; Fungi; Glomeromycota; Glomeromycetes; Paraglomerales; Paraglomeraceae.
AUGUCAAUUGGUGGUCUGGAAAUCAAUCGCAGUCUUCCUCUUGAUCUUUGGUUAAACAAUAUCCCAGCUUUGAUUGAACGUUUGGAUAAGAAUGAAGGAUUAUCAUCGCAGGAUUGGAUUAUACUUGCCUUGAGUCCUCUCGCUGGCAGGGAUGUAUGGCAAUCACUUCUGCAAAAACAAGCGCAAAAACUCUCGGUCAAAGGUGAGCACCAUGCUGCGGUAAUGUGCUUGAUAGCAUGUGGCGAAAUAUAUGAGGCCAUCAACGUGUACAAACAAGCUGACAUGUACAGGGAGGCCCUAACUCUAGCAAAGAUACGCCUUCCCCAAGAUGACCCAAUAAUAUUUGAUUUACAUUCGGACUGGGCAUUACAAUUGGAGAAGGAACCUUCAUAUGAACAGGCUGCAAUGUGCUAUAUAGCUUCACAAAAGCCAGCGGCCAUCCCCAAUGCGCUUAAUGCUGUUGCAAGAGCGGGUGACGUAUCUGGAUUAUGCAUGUCAGCGUCACUUGCACUUUUACUUGGCGACUCUUCAGCUGAAGAGCGUUUAACAAGAUAUAAACAAGAGCAAGAAGUCUCUGGGAAAACGCGAUCACUAUAG